Molecule: messenger RNA, 750 nt
Organism: Talaromyces atroroseus
Lineage: Eukaryota; Fungi; Ascomycota; Eurotiomycetes; Eurotiales; Trichocomaceae
Exons: 1
Coding region: 1-750 (249 amino acids)
Source: RefSeq, a predicted model, not a curated record
AUGGCAGCAUCCAUCACUCGUGCUUUUACAAAGCGCCACAAGCGCCCUGAGAUUUCGACUCCUAUGCCCUUCCGCGAAGGCCUUGUCAAGUACUCAUCCGGCACCAUCAAUCGUGGCAAGAUCUCUGGCCCCGUGGAACUCCUAUCGGCAACGAACCCGCUUGUAUACAACGCCCCCGAUCUGGGUUCAGUGUCGUCAUCUUCUUCCGCCUCCUCACUUAGAUCCUCCGAUGAAAGCGAUGUGACUCCUGUGUCUCCCAUUACCCCAAUAUCGGCUGAGCCCCAAAUGGAGCCAAAUCACCUCUCGGGCUAUUUUCCUAAACGAUCGGCAACAAUUACCAGCACGACUCGCUCUUCAACGUCUUCCACGGGAUUUGAUGCGCCCAGUGUGCCCAAGCGUGCGCUUUCGCAUACCAAGAAAUCGCAUCAAGAUCUUGCCCGCAAGCGGUCUGUGUCACGGAUGUCCCCUCCUCCCACGUCUAUGGGAGUAUCGACAACCCGUCCCAGCCAAGAGACAUUUAAGCCUGUUCCCGAAUAUGCUGAGCAUCCCUUCAGUCGCGAGCUUGACAAAGUGAAUGAGGUGGCAGAGGAUUUUGGUGCUUUGAGGGUCUUGGAAGAGGAGGAACAGAUUCUUCUCAGCAAGGGUUUGAAGAAGUUCUCGUUGAAUGACUAUCUUUCUGAAAUUGAAGAACUUUACGGCGGUGUUUUCGAGGACGAAAUCGGCCCUCUAGCGACGAACGCUUGGCUCUAA